Messenger RNA from Suricata suricatta (meerkat), 1583 nucleotides. RefSeq names its product WD repeat domain 34 (gene DYNC2I2). NCBI's taxonomy places the organism in Eukaryota, Metazoa, Chordata, Mammalia, Carnivora, Herpestidae. The annotation marks the transcript as partial. Gene Ontology annotation, molecular function: dynein light chain binding; dynein heavy chain binding. Gene Ontology annotation, biological process: intraciliary transport. The record is from RefSeq and is a predicted model, not a curated record. The transcript has 9 exons. Gene Ontology annotation, cellular component: cytoplasmic dynein complex; ciliary plasm.
CCGCUGCAGGACGAGACCCUGGGCGUGGCGUCUGUGCCCUCGCAGUGGAGGGGCGUCCAGGGCAUCGGCCGGGAGACGAGAAGUUGCCAGACAGUGAGCAUCGCCACCGCCGAAGCGUCUGUCCAGACCCGGAAGCAUGCAGACGCCGAGGUGCAGACCGAGGCCCCUGUGCCGGGCGGCGUGCUGUCUGCGGCCCAGCACGACAGCCCCGGGCUUGCAGCCUUUCUCCGCAGGGUGGAGGCCAUGGUUAUUCGAGAGCUGAAGAAGAACUGGCAGAGCCAUGCUUUUGACGGCUUCGAGGUGCACUGGACAGAGCAGCAGCCCACGGUCACGUGUCUGCACACCCUGGGCUACCCCCCAGCCCAAGGGCAGGGUCUGCAUGUGACCAGUGUCUCCUGGAACACCACCGGCUCUGUGGUGGCCUGUGCCUAUGGCCGGCUGGACGACGGGGACUGGAGCACACUGAAGUCCUUCGUGUGCGCCUGGAACCUGGACCGGCGAGGCCUGAACCCCUGGCAGCCGUCGGCGGUGGUGGAGGCGCCCAGCGCCGUCAUGUCCCUGGCCUUCCACCCCACUCAGCCGUCCCAUGUCGCAGGUGGGCUGUACAGCGGUGAGGUGCUGGUGUGGGACGUGAGCCAUCCCGAGGACCCGCUGCUGUGGCGCACGGGCCUGACGGACGACACGCACACCGACCCUGUGUACCAGGUGGUGUGGCUGCCUGAGCCCCGGCACCGCCACCGCUUCCAGGUGCUGAGCGUGGCCGCCGACGGGAAGGUGCUGCUCUGGCGGGCGGGCGGGGCGGGCCAGCUGGAGCUCACUGAGGGCUUCGCCCUGGCCACGCAGCAGCUCCCCAGGAACACCAAGCUAAAGAAGCCUCCCCGGGGAGAGACCGAGGUGGGCGCCACUGCGGUGGCUUUCUCCGGCUUUGACCCCAGCCUCUUUGUUCUGGGCACGGAAGGCGGCUUCCCGCUCAAGUGCUCCCUGGCGGCGGAAGAGGCCGCCCUCACGCGGACACCUAGCUCUGUGCCCUUGCGGGCCCCGGCGCAGUUCACCUUCUCGCCCCAUGGCGGUCCCAUCUACUCCGUGAGCUGCUCCCCCUUCCACAGGAAUCUCUUCCUGAGCGCGGGGACCGACGGCCACGUCCACCUGUACUCCAUGCUGCAGGCCCAGCCCCUGGCCUCCCUGCAGCUGUCCUGCAAGUACCUGUUUGCCGUGCGCUGGUCCCCAGUGCGCCCCUUGGUGUUUGCGGCUGCUUCUGGGGAAGGUGAUGUGCAGCUAUUUGAUCUACAGAGAAGCUCCCAGAAACCCACGGUUUCAAUCAGGCAAACCCAGGAUGAAAGUCCGGUCUACUGUCUUGAGUUCAAUCACCAGCAGACUCAGCUUCUGGCUGCUGGUGACGCCAGGGGCACCGUCAAGGUGUGGCAGCUGAGCACCGAGUUCACCGAGCAAGGAGCCCGGGAGACAGAGGACUUGGAGCAGCUGGCGGCAGAAGUGGCCGCCUGAGGACGGCAGGGCGGGGGCCCACCCAAGUCGGGCUGCGGGGUCCUAGCAGAGGCUGAAUGAAGGUGGCACGAGCUUCUGGG